Molecule: messenger RNA, 546 nt
Organism: Symbiodinium natans
Lineage: Eukaryota; Dinophyceae; Suessiales; Symbiodiniaceae
Source: the annotation of a GenBank genome assembly
AUGUGUCAGGCCAAGCCGGGGCAUGAAGCACUCGGGGGCUCGUGCGGCCUCCUCCAGGAGGAGGGGAGUUGCAACAUGCAGUUUGUCUGCCGCUGGGUGCUUCCAACGAUUCUUCCCGGGCAUUGCGAGGGCAAAGCGUCACAACCCCAUCACAAGAUGCUAUGUGAUGGCCUGAAGUAUGACAAGUUCGUGUGUGAGUCUCAAACCUUGUUUUGCGACUGGAUUCCGGAAAAGAAGGUCUACGGCAAUGCUGGGUCCACCGUCAGUUCGGGUUCCUCAGGCCCUGGGGGUGAUGGCAUGUGCAAGGCCAAGCCCGGACACGAAGCUCAUGGGAGAACCUGCGGAUUUUUGAAGGAGCAGAACAGUUGCGACCUGCAGUUUAUCUGUCAGUGGACACUACCAAGGGUGAUUCGCGCACACUGUGAGGGCAAGAGUUCGCAACCCCAUCAUAAGAUGCUUUGUGACGGCCUGAAGUAUGACAAGUUCGUGUGCGAGUCUCAAACCUUGUUUUGCGAUUGGAUCCCAGAGCAGAAGGUUUACGACUGA